This is a messenger RNA of Styela clava, 2276 nucleotides long. RefSeq names its product cytochrome b5 reductase 4-like. Gene Ontology annotation, molecular function: cytochrome-b5 reductase activity, acting on NAD(P)H; heme binding. Gene Ontology annotation, cellular component: cytoplasm; endoplasmic reticulum. The record is from RefSeq and is a predicted model, not a curated record. Lineage: Eukaryota; Metazoa; Chordata; Ascidiacea; Stolidobranchia; Styelidae. Gene Ontology annotation, biological process: superoxide metabolic process.
UUCAAAGUAUUGUAAUACUGUGAUAUACUAUUCUCUGCAGUGCUUACAUAGAAAAAUUAUUGUCAUGUUCCCGUCACUGAAUAGUCAGCAAAGGUUAUCCGUAAAUAAUCCUUCUAAACCCAGCAAAAAGGUUCCACUGAAACCAGGAAGGUCUCUCGUUGACUGGAUACAACGGACAAAAUCUGGAGAGGACUUGAAAAAGACAGGACCUCGAUUACUACGUAUAACGACAGAAGAACUAGCCAAACAUAACAAGCCUAAUGAUAUGUGGAUGGCAUUGCGUGGAAUGGUAUACAACGUUACUGCCUAUCUGGAAUAUCAUCCGGGUGGUGCAGAUGAACUGAUGCGUGGUGCAGGGAGAGAUGCCACGUCUCUUUUUGAAGAAGUCCAUCGUUGGGUUAACUAUGAAUCAAUGUUGAAGGAAUGCUUAAUAGGAAAGUUAAUAGACACAAAUCCAAAACAUCUAAAUCAUAGUAUACUGGCGCCUCCGGCAUCUUUAACAAGCCUAAAUCCUCUUGGCGUGAACACUUUAAAAAUUGACUCUGUUGGAGGUACUGCGGCAGGUGUACCUGAAAUAAAUCUUGAAGAUUAUACCUCAAAUUCUGAUGUGUCUAUUUCACUGCCAAAUGAAAAAUCUUCAGUUGAACCAACUUUGGAUUGGUAUCAAACAACAAAAACUAUUGUAAUCGUUUUGUAUACAAAAAUACCCAACUUUUCCAAAGAUCAUGUUAUAUGUGAUCUUUUGAAUAAGAAUUCAGCUGUACUAGAUUUACACGUAGGCAAAAUACUGCACACAUUUCACAUUGCUUUAAAUCAACCAGUUUUAUGCAGUAUUCACAUUGCAGUUACUUCCAUUGGAAAUGUACAAGUUGUCUUUACAAAAAUGGACCCAAAAAUACACUGGAGCACGCUUGGUGAUGUACGACGAACUAAAGAAAACUUCAGCGGCAGAGACGUUUCUAAACUGAGAACAUGUGAAUGUUCUAUUGCAAGUAAAGUUACAUUGACUCACGAUACUGACUUGUAUCAUAUAAAAAUGCCCUGUUCUCGACGAAUGUAUGUGCCCAAGGGAUACCAUGUCUACCUCAAAACUAGUAUUGAUAACAUUGAAGUACAAAAACCUUAUACUCCAGUUCUGAAGUCAAUUUUGAAUGAAAAUGCAGAAAAAUCACUUGAAACCGGAUGUGAUUUUAUCUGGCUAUUACACUAUGAAAGUGGCGCGCUGACUUCAGCGUUGGGCAAAUUAUCACCGAAUAAUAAAAUAUCUGUAAGUGUAUAUGAUGGAGACUUUGAUGCAGAGACUAUUUCAAAAUAUAGCACCUAUAUUCUGUUGGCAGCAGGUACUGGAAUCACGCCUAUGAUUAGAGUUUUAUAUUCAAUGUUGCAAGAUCGAGAUGAUUCACAUGUUCAUUUACUUUUUUUCAACAAAAGAAUUGAGGAUAUUAUUUGGAGAGAUGAUCUCGAUGCAUUUUCAGAAAACUAUCAUGGAAGAUUUUUCACUCACAAUAUAUUAUCACAAGCCGAUGAAUCUUGGAACGGCAGAAGAGGAAGAAUUUCCAAAGAAAUGUUAGAAGAAUAUUUGUCAAAAAUUGAAAAUUUUGACAAAAAUGAUAUUUUGUUCUACAUAUGUGGGCCGACUCUUUUUACCAACUCUGGUCUUUCCAUAAUUAAAGAGCUCGGAUUCCCCAAUGUCCAUGCUUUCACAUAAAAUGCUUCAAUAUUCAAAUUUUAUGUACAGAUUACCAUUGGUCCACAUAGUUCAAUAUAUAAUAAGUAGUGACCUGAGAAUUUCCCACUUUUGAUGCACUUAUGUUUUUGUCAUGCAGUAAAAAGAAUUUGUUACUCUGUUCUAUUUUCCCCUCCGCAACAUAAAAGGCAAAAAAAGCUUCACAGAAACACUAAGGCUGCUUUACUCGACUAGCCUAGGGUUAAUUUUAUACCUUUUUCUGAUAAUAGUGUUGCUUGCAACUCUUUUAUUUUUACCACUUUUAGCUUAGGUACAUUGCUUUGGGGUUCAUAAUUAAUCACGUAUUUGUCCUGUUUGGACUACCAACCAGGGUGACCCUACAUGCAAGACUAGUGAGAAAUCAUUUUCUGUGAAGUGAUUAUAAAAAAGAUUGCGCUUAAAAUACACAUAAGAGCCAGUAAUAAUAAUUAUUAUCAAGUAUUUUGCAUGUGGGAUUUAUUGUUGCUAUGUAAUUACUCACUGUGAUAAUUUUUUAUGUAAGUGGAUUGUCUUUAUAUACAAGUGAAUAUAAUAUAUACUGUAUGUGUAA